CUCCCUUCCCUCAUGGCUCGUCGGUCCCAAAGCUCCUCGCAGGGGGACAAUCCCCUUGACCCCAACUACCUUCCACCCCACUACAAGGAGUAUUACCGCUUGGCGCUGGACGUGCUCACGGAGGAGGGCAAGGAGAGUUACCAGCGCUUCCUGGCAGAGGAGGCAGCCCCCGAUUUCCUCUGUGGCUCUGAGGUGGAUCACAUCAUCCAGAACCUCCAGAAGCCCCAGUAUGCCAAUCAGGAGAGCAGCACAGACACCACCGGGGACAAUGACAUGGAUGGAUCCUCUGGGACUUACUGGCCCAUGAACUCAGACCUUGCCGUUCCUGAGCUUGACCUGGGCUGGCCAAUGGUCUUUGGGUUCAGGGGAACGGAGGUGACAACCCUGGUGCAGCCACCUCCCCCAGACAACCCCAGCAUUAAGGAGGAGGCUCGCAGGAUGAUUCGAGCAGCUCAGCAGGUGGUGGCCAUCGUGAUGGACGUUUUCACGGACGUGGAUCUGCUGUUUGAGGUGCUGGAUGCUGCUUCUCGACGAGUGCCCGUCUACAUCUUGCUGGAUGAAAUGAACUCCCAGCUUUUCCUUGAUACAGCUGCCAAGUGCAGAGUCAACCUAAACUACGUGGAGUUCCUGAGGGUGAGGACAGUGUCUGGCCCAACCUACUACUGCCGCACGGGGAUGUCCUUCAAAGGGCACCUGAAGGAGAAGUUCCUGCUGGUGGACUGCAUGGUGGUACUCAGCGGCAACUACAGUUUCAUGUGGUCCUUUGAGAAGAUCCACAGGAGCAUCGCACACAUCUUCCAGGGCGAGCUGGUGGCCAGCUUCGAUGAGGAAUUCCGCAUUUUGUUUGCGCAGUCGGAGCCUCUCGUUCCUCCAGCCAAUGUGCUGGCAAAGGCAGAGAACGCCUUCGCCAUGGCUCCCUUCGGCAAUAACAUGCCUUUCUUUCCCAAAAAAGGCCCCCUGAUGUUCCAGAGGGAUGACAGUCUCUUCCCUUCCUUCAUGGACAGAGUGGAUCCGGACAGGUACUUCCUCUCCAAUUUUCGGCGGGAUGACAUGCUGCGGCACACCGUGGAAGGGUCAGCCAUGCGGAUGUAUAAAAAGGUGGAAAUGGAGAAUUCCCAGAUGGAUCCGGUCAGGGGCUUCCUCCGUUCCAAGCAGCUAGAGCUGGAUGCCUUUAAGAGACACAGUUUUGCGGAGGGAACAUUUGAAAAUUUUGCUUCUUCCAAGCAGUACGCCCGGCAGAUGUUCAUGAACAACAUGGAUGAGUUCAAAAUCCAAUCCAGUCAUUUCCAGAAGGACCAGUUCUACCAGUACCAGUUUGAACAUCCCCAUCUCUCUGGCAGACCUCAGGGAUUCUUUGAGAGGAUUCGAGGGGGAAGGCCGGGAUUCAAUGAACUGGAAGACUACGGAGAGGGACCCCGAUACCCUGAACUGGAACCCAGUUUCUCACAGGAGGGUUUCCCCUUACGGCUGGAUUACGUACCCUCAAAUUCUUCCAGGGAGGUGAGACAUGGCUCCGACCAGCUGAACCCUGCAGGCAAUGGCCCGAUGGGAAUGAUGUUACGGAGGCAGAAUAUAGGACAGAAAUUCAUUUGCCAGACUUCUCCCACGCAGAAGCAGAGCCUGGAGCAGCGCCUGUUCCUACAGGACAAGGAUGAGGACCAGGACGAUGACAAGAACACACAGGAAAACAGAACAGGGUUGCGGAACUGGAGGAUAUCUUCGUACCUCAGCGCAUACCAGUCUGAACCAGAUGAAGGGCUCCCGAUGCCGAUGGAGUCCGAGGCAUAUAAUGAUGCUCUUGGGGAUCCCCUCACAAAGCACCCCACUGACCUCGUGCCAGCCUUCAAAUCCCCCACAUCUUUCAAUAGCAAGGCACUGGGAAUUGACAGUGCCAAGGAAGUUGCGGAUCCUGAUAGAGCAGGUGAAGAAACCUCGAUAAUGAAACCAGAUGCCUUCAGGUCCAGGAUAAAUCCCUUGAUCCAGAGGAGUUCCAGGCUCAGGUCCUCUCUGAUUUUCAGCGCUGCCAAAUUAGAUCAGCCCAACACCACAAUAGAAAAGGUGCAGAUGAUCCAGAAAGAGCAGAUGUCCAGCGAGUUGACAAAGGACAAUGAAACCAUCAAGAUGGCCGCCUCCUCCAAAGUGGCCGAGCUGCUGGAGAAGUACAAAGCCGUGGGCAAGGACACGGAGCGGGGCACAGUCACCCACACCAAAGCUGUUUCAGGUUACCUACAGGAGGAAUCACAGAACACGGAGAAGAAAUGUACCAAAUCCGUGCAGUAUAAGAUUCUGGAGAGCAGGGUGCUGGACUCCAAAGACUCCUGCAGUACUUACAAAAUGCACGGAGAGCUGGACAGAGCAUUUGGAAUGGCCUCAUCCACCCCCCAGCUGGGGGAUGCCUUGAGUAAGGAUCCCCUGGCACAUCUUGGCACUAAGGUGGACAAGCUGUCAUCCCGGUUUUACCCGAUUGAGAACAAACCUGCUCUCCCAGAGAAGGAGAGUCUGAUAUAUGUAGGAGACACUCAGAAACUGGCUCUUCCGGAGAAGAAGGACAGGGUGACCUUCAGAGAAGACACUCCAAAGUUAGCCAACCCAGAAAUGAAGAAACCACAAGUUAGGACAAGUACCACGUCCUCAGCUCUGGAAAGCCUGUCUAGGAGUCAAGGGUCUGACAGCUCUCUCAACAAAUCCGAGGAAGACUGUUCAAAACAAGAGCAAAAUCCCAUGGAAUUUUUAAGAAAAGGGUCACUGCGACUGAAGCAGUUUUUAAACCCGAAAGGUGAAAAGAAAUUUGAGGAGGAACCUGCUUCUGAAAGUGGGAAAUGCGACAAGCAGGCAGUGGUGCUCAAACGAUCGUCCAUAGGAGACUGCCAGGAAGCGAUGGAGGAAGAAAAAUCCCACAAAUUCACAGCACCGCUACCCCCCAAGAGCAGCCAGACAACGCAGGGGAGGUUCCCUUCCUCCACAGCCAACAUCCUGUACAGCAGCAACCUGCGUGAUGACACCAAGGUGAUCCUGGAGCAGAUCUCUGCCAACAGCCAGAAGAACAGAGCCGAGCUGGCCAAGCAGCUGCCAUCCACCAGCAACCCUGACCUUUCCAGGUCAACCACAAGCUUGGAAAGGAGAGGGGAGAAGGAGAAAAGCUGCAACAUCCACAGGUCGGAGAGCUUUGGGAGCCAGAAACGGAACCUUCAGCGACAGCCGUCGGAGGACAGAGACACCCUCCUGAAAAAAAUGGAGAACAUGCGGAAGGAGAAGCGAGUCUACAGCAGGUUUGAGGUGUUCUGCAAGAAGGACGAGCACAUGAGUCCGAGUGAAGAGGAAUAUGACACAGAUGCCAAAGACAAGAAGAUGGGAAAAUUCAUGCCCAAAAUCUUGGGGACCUUCAAGACCAAAAAAUGAUCAUAAAAAUCCUAUUUAAUUCCAUUUAAUCACUGACUGUCACAGGGGAAGGGAGGAAGAAACUUGUUUAUGAUGGCUACAAACUCCACGGGCAAUGCUCUUCUUGGUAAGUGAGCAGAAAUGUGUCCAGCAUGAGCCUCUCAUGGCACAGUUUGCUCCAUAAAUUCAGGUGGUACCAAACAACCUUAUUACACUAUGUUCCAAAUAAAAUUAUUGAAUUGCCAA
This is a messenger RNA of Empidonax traillii (willow flycatcher), 3624 nucleotides long. RefSeq names its product family with sequence similarity 83 member H (gene SACK1H). Gene Ontology annotation, molecular function: keratin filament binding. Lineage: Eukaryota; Metazoa; Chordata; Aves; Passeriformes; Tyrannidae. Gene Ontology annotation, biological process: intermediate filament cytoskeleton organization; protein localization to cytoskeleton; positive regulation of cell migration. The coding region runs from base 13 to 3399 and encodes 1128 amino acids. The record is from RefSeq and is a predicted model, not a curated record. Gene Ontology annotation, cellular component: keratin filament. The transcript is spliced from 4 exons.